CCGCUAAGAAGUGCCGAGAGCCGUGAGAGGUUAUACAAUCAAGCGUGGACUCAAUGUUCUCUAUCAAGCAUAAUACACAGCAGACUGCAACACUCUUGUAAUUGAACCGAGGGAUCGAAAGUAACAGGGCAGUGGAAAUCGUGGACUAAGGGUCAGGACCACGUAUUUCCUCUACACGAUGUACUUAUUCCACGAGUGAGCUGAAAGGAAUAGAAUUGAUUUUCAUUCAGCGGGUUUGUCCAGUAAAAGCAACAGGUUUCUGGACCACGAUGGAAGUUAAUACAGCAGACAAAUAGCUCUGACUGAGGCGGGGAUCCGAAGCUCUUUGGAUGGGGUUAAUGUAUCUGACCGUGGGCAGGAGAACAUUGUAGAGCCGGCAAGUGCGGGACGAGGCGGGUUUACAGCCAGAGACAGAUAUUUAGCCGGUUCCCGGGGAGAUCCUCCGGCCGGUUUACUUGAGGGGCCGGGAACCUGGCGCCAGCUGCCCUGGACGGCUCCAACUUUACUCGGACUAAAUCCGUCCCGGAUUCGCACCUCUCGGACCAUCCAGGGGCCCUCAAACGCCCUCCCCCUGGGGUCACCAUGAGUGCCGAUUGCAGCGGCUAUUAUAAUAUCGAAAAUAUCUUAGUUUCUAAUUUCACGUGUCCCAAACCCGAAGGCAAUCUCGGCGCCAAAUACUGCUGCGGCUUUAACGACAUCAAAUAUUGCUGUGAUGACCCUAACAGCUUCUUCCCGUACGCCUACAACUACAUGUGGUGGUUAAGUAUCUGGGCUCUGGUGGGGCUUUCCAUAGCUGCUGUGGUUCUCCUGGCUUUCGUCAUCACGGUUUGUGUUUUGUGCUACCUUUUCAUCUGCACUAAACCACAUUCUCGACUGGAUAAUGGAUUAGAUCUGCAAAUACUGGGUACUGAACAAAUAUUGGAAACUCCGAAUCAGUCUAGUGGACCAAACACCAUUCGGAAGCAACUUCAGAGUCGGAGGUUAGAUUAUAGCCGGCCAAAUCAGCCACCUGAACCUGACCGAUUGUUCCAGAGAUGUUUCAUGGCUACUGUGACAAGAAUUAACAUACAAGGAUCCUCCUAAAGUUCUUGCUCUUUCUAGUUUUGAAUUAAUGAAUAUAAAUUGUUGUAUGAGUUGUGCUUGUGCUCAAUGUGUCUCAUGUUAUAAUAUUGUCUUGGGCAAUGGUUACAAACAGGCUUUGUUUAAUGUUGUUUGAAGUGCCACAACAGAUUUUGGCCUUUAAUGUCAUGAACAGUGAACUUGAGAUGAGAAAGAAAGAUUAGGGAAUUAAGAAAUAUGUCAGCUAUGACCUUGGAAGAAAGAAUGAAAGAAGCUAAGGAAAUAAUUUUUGUGAUUUCCUGCAAAGUUGCCAGAUGUUCAGAUUGACCUGAAGAGUUCUAGCUGAUUGCUGAUAAAUGUAUAAUUUUAGAUCAAAAUUCUGAUCACAACAGUAUCUAUUCAUCUUUAAUGUCUGUGGACAAGAAUUGAUUAACCUUGGUAAUGGCCAAGGCCAGUACAUAUUUGCUAUAGAGUACAUGUAGUCAUAAUGCUUUCAUAUUUAAGUAAAAAAGAACUGCACUUAUCGUGCAGAAACGUUCUAAUUUGGAGAAUCAAUGAAGGGCCAUUAUUUGACAAAACAUCUUGCUCUGUUUAGUGGAUAAUUCAUUGAGCCAAAGGUUUUCUGCAUAAAAGGAUAAAUAGGAUUGGACCUGAUCUGUUUGAUGGCUGACACAAAAUGCUGGAGUAACUCAGCGAGACAGGCAGCAUCUCCGGAUGGAGAAGCAAUGGGUGACGUUUCGGGUCAAGACCCUUCUUCAAACUGAAGAAGUCUGAUGGCUGUGCUGUUAAUUCAGUGUGUAGUUCCUGGAAGUGAAAAAAUGUUUUGUGUUUUUUAAUUGUGUGCCAUUGGCAGAUUUUAAUUUAUUUUUUUAAAUGGGUCCUCUGAUUUCCUUUGUCCCUGAUUGAAUGCCAAAAGAUACUUUGUGCAUUCUCCCACUUCACAGGAUGAGCCAGCAUAUCAUUCCCCAUCCAUUGAGAACAACCCUUGAGAAGGUGGUGAUGUGCUAUCUGCUUGAACAGCUGCUGACCGUGAGUCCCGAGCUCACUUCCUAAACCGAGGGAAUUGCAGCAUGUUGACCCAGUGAUGGUGAAGGAAUGGCAAUAUAUUUCCAGGUCAGGAUGGUGUGUGGCUUGCAGGACAACUUCCAAGCAAUGGUGUUCCCAUGCUUUUGCCCUAGUCUUUCCUGCUGGUAGAGGUUAUGGGGUUGAAAGGCAUUGUUCAAGGAGUCUUAGUGAGUUGUUGCAGUGUAGAUAUUACAAACCGCUGAUUUUAAGAGAAAUCUGAUUAUUAAUAAGAAUUUUAACAACUGGUUGCACAGAUAUUAAUUUUAAUUUAUGGUCCGAAGGACCUGUACUUGUGCUGUACUGUUCUAUGUUCUGAAUCUAUUGUCAUCUGUUAGAUUACAUAUUGAGUAGAGUAGUGGAUGUUGUCAACAUGGAUUUUAGUAAGGCGUUUGAUAAAGUCACCCAUAUGGUAGGCUGAUCCAGAAGAUCAAGAUAGACAAUAGGUGCAGGAGUAGGCCAGUCGGCCCUUCAAGCCAGCACCGCCAUUCAAUGGGAUCAUGGCUGAUCAAUGUGAUCAUGGCUGAUGCAUGGACUUAAUAGUGACUUGGUCAUGUGGAUUCAGAGUUGGCUUACUGAUAGAAGACAGAGGGUUGUGGAGGGAGAGCAAUAAUCAAGCUGGAGUUCUGUGACCAGUGAAGUUCCACAGGGAUCAGCGCUGGGACAUCUGCAUUUAAUCUAAUGCAACUGCAUCUAAACCUGGAUUUUUAGGUGCGUCACAGUGGCGCAGCGAUAGUGUUGCUGUCUUACAGUGCUAAAGACCCGGGUUCGAUCCU
Amblyraja radiata (thorny skate) is the source of this 2897-nucleotide messenger RNA. RefSeq names its product protein shisa-like-2A. Lineage: Eukaryota; Metazoa; Chordata; Chondrichthyes; Rajiformes; Rajidae. The transcript has 3 exons. The coding region runs from base 583 to 1083 and encodes 166 amino acids. The record is from RefSeq and is a predicted model, not a curated record.